GCAGUAUCUUACGAUCGAUUAUAGCGAAAUCUCCGCAUUGUAUUUCGUUAAUCGUAAACACGUUUUUUAUGUCGGCCUUUUCGUAGAUGCUCGUCGUAUCGUUGUGUUCAAAUGAAAACAAUCGUGUUUGCUCAAACAUAAGAUGGAUAGUGAAAGAUAGCAUGGUCAAGAGUGGAUAAAGAAGAAAUCAAGUGAGAGAGAAUAUUCGAGUGGGCCACGUGAUCAUAUGUCUCGUCAGAUUAUUAUUUAUAAUAUUUCGUAUAAAUAUAAAGUCAACGUAAUUCGAUCAAGCAUUUAUGUUUACGCAUUUUUUACGUUUUUGAUCGAUUCAGCGUUAUCUUAAAAAAAGUUUCUCGUACAAACGUGACACGUGUAUGCAAGAUUAGAUCAAUCAAAAAGCAUUCGAGUGCGUAUUUCAUGUCGUAGCUUAACAGCUGUGACCUUGAAAAUAUGUUAACGAAAUUAUAAAAGUUAGGAAUAUAAAGAAAUUUGUUUAGUUCGAGGCCUUGCCUCGGUGCUAUACGAUCCUGAAGGCGAUCGCAGCGCCACCACGCAGUCUCGUUCGCGAUCGAAGGUUGGAAGGGCGCGCGGAGUAGUGGGGGAGCCGGCACGGGAGUCGUAUCCCGCGUGCGAGCGAGCGUACACACGUGUGCCCCCUCCGCUCUCUUCUCGCCACGCACGUACCAACCGUGAACGAACGAAACGGACGAAAAUGUCGUCGCGGAAGAAGUCGAACGUAUCGUCAGAGCUCUCGGUUCAACGCUGGAACUCUUCGAAAAAUCCAAGAAGAUCCUCAUUUUUUCAACUAAGAAGAGAUAAAUUUCAUUUGUACUUACUACUUCACAAAAAUGGAAGACUCACCGAGAUACGAGGAUCCCGGCAUGUAUAAAACACGAUCGCCCUAUAGUCUGCGGAGAUUGGGAGACAUGGUGCCGGCAAGAGUUGUCCUCUAUAUGCUCUCUUUCUCCGGGUUUCUCGUUUCCUUUAUGAUGAGAACUGAUAUCAAUCUUGCGAUGGUGGCCAUGGCAAAACCAGCUAUGACGUCGUCAAAUGCCACGGUCACCGAGACGUCUCAUUAUUGUUACAAACCGGCGAACAUUUCGCACGUGGAGAAUAACAACAGCAAUAGUAACGCUAUUAGACCGGAGGAAGAGGGUGAGUUCGACUGGAGUCCAGCCAUUCAGUCUGCCAUUCUUGGCUCCUUCUAUUGGUGUUACAUAUUAUCACAAAUUGUGGGUGGCGUUUUAACUCAAUAUUUUGGUACGAAGACUGUCUUCGGUGGGUCGCAACUUUUAACUGCAAUUUGCAGUUUACUUAUGCCCAGCGCUGCUGAAAUUCAUUACGGUGCUAUGAUAGCUCUCCGAAGUAUACAAGGAGUCGCUAGUGGAUUAACUUGGCCAGCUAUGUAUGCCAUUGUUGGACAUUGGAUUCCACCGGUAGAAAGAUCUCGUUUCAUGUCUUCCUUUCAAGGGUUCAGCUUUGGGAUCGGAUUGACCUAUCCGUUGUGCGGAUUCAUCAUCGCUCACUUUGGAUGGCAAGUGGUUUUCUACACGACCGGUACCAUCGGAAUAACUUGGUGUCUCUUCUGGUACUUCUUUGCCUUCGACACACCAGCUGCACAUCCAAGGAUCUCUCAACAGGAACUGCGUUACAUACGUGGAAGCAUCGGCAAUCAAGUUUUGGGAACGAACGAGGGAAUGCCUGUACCAUGGAAGUCGAUUCUUAUGUCAUGGCCAGCUUGGGCGAUCGGUAUUACGACCUUUGGAAGAAUAUGGGUCCAUUAUGUUUUUAUUAUUCCUGGUCCGAUGUAUAUAAAAACCGUCCUUGGAUUUAGCAUUCAGGCCAAUGGCGUUUUGUCAGGGUUACCAUUUAUCUGUAGUUAUCUGAGUUCCGUAGUAUUCUGUUAUGUCGCCGAUAUUUUGGUCAAUCGACAGAUCUUGUCUCUAACGAAUGUUCGGAAAGUUUUCACGGCAUUAUCUCAAGUGAUUCCUGGAAUUCUCGUGCUUCUUAUCGGAUAUCUGGGAUGUAAUAUAAUUCUUGUGGCAAUUGUUUGGUUCGUAGCUGUUACACUAAUAACUGCUGCCUAUGCCGGUGCAAUGGCUAAUAUCGUUGAUAUCGCGCCAAAUUUCGCCGGUCCUGUAUUAGCAUUCGCACAAACUAUUCACAUGACAGCUAGUUUUCUGUCACCUAUAGCAGCUGGUCUGCUCACUCAAGAAAGCCAAGCACUGGACGCUUGGAGAAGAGUAUUCGGAGUGACUGCGUGUGUAGCUUGUAGCACGUAUAUAGUGUAUCAGAUCUUUGGUACUGCUGAAAUUCAGGCAUGGAAUUAUCCUGAUCAAAAGUAUCCACAAUCCGUUCAAGAGGAUUCUCAACCUCUUAACGAGUCACCUAGUAAAAACGGAAAGAUAGUUUCGAAUCGAGAUAAUAUAGAAGAAGCAUAAUGCGUGUGUGUAUAUAUAUAUAUAUAUGUAUAUAUAAUGUAUAUAUAUGUAUAUAUAUAUGUAUGUAUAUAUAUAUAUAUAUAUACAUAUACACACCUACAUACAUACAUACAUACAUAUAUACAUUAACAAAAGAAAAGAACAAACCUUAGGAUAUGGUUGCCUUAUUUUCUGCACUGUUUUUCUUGUUUGACGUCUCGUUUAAAGAUAAGUAGAUCUCUUCGGCACAUAAUUUUGGUAUGAACUCAUUCAUUGCAGACAAUUAUGACCGAUAUGAGAUUCUUAGGGUAUAUCUUGGUAUUCUUAUUUUUCAAUACUUUUCACUACCGGAUCAUUUUAUUUAUAGUUUUUAAAUAUGAUGUAAUAGGGAACAAAGUUUGAAUUUAACAAGUUUCUACUAGUAGUUUGUUGACAUUUCUACAUUAGUUUUAAGAUCUUGAAAUAUUAACUUUCUUCUUUCUUUACAUUAUCAGAUAUCAGAAUACCUCUCAAUUCUAAUAUAAUCGAUAUUUAUAUAGACGAAAUCGUUGUUGCGCAGAAAAGCUCUCUUCGAUUGGUUAUUCCAUGUGAAAGUACUUAUUUUCAAUGUCGUCGUCAUAUGUCUGUAAAUAAGAAUUAUAAUUAAUGCUGCAACAAAGGUUACUUACAUAGAAAUCAGGGUAUUGUAUAUUAUAAUGCUAAGAGAAUAUUUUUAUGAGGUAGCUUUAUCUCAGGAAAUCAAAAAAAAAAAAAAGAGAAACAGAGAAAAACAAGGGAUUUAAAAUAUUAUUUGAAUUCGAUUCUUAGAGGGAAGACAAAAAAGCACAAAAGACUCAGUGAAAUAAUUAGCGAUUUUUAAUAUCGUUUUUAAUAAUGUUAUCAUCUUGCGUUAUAAUUUACUUUUAUACAUUCUCUGUGAUCGAAUUUUCUUAUUUUAUUUUUUUUUUAAUUUUAUUAAAAAUAUUACAUAUAUUACACUUUAUUACAUUGCGUACAAAUGGAUCUCGUAAAGAUAUCACACGUGCUUAGUUAUUUACACUUAAGAAUUUUUUUUAAGGUAGUAUCAGAUAAUUAUAAUAGAUGGCGAGUAGUAGGAAAAGAGGGAGUGGGAGAGAACGGUGAUUAGCAAAAAAGAAAAAAAAAAAGAAACGAUGGGAAAGUAAGAAUAAAUGUUAAUAUCAUUCGUUCUCAUUCAAUCGUAAAGGCAAGUAUAAUAUUUGAUAGUUCUUGGUAAAAAAGAAAGAAUAUAUAUCCUGAAUUUGACAACAUUUUCAGAUACAGAAAGUAGGAUUACAUGAACAGAAUAGAUAAUGCAAAAUAGAGUAUAUACAUAAAUGACAGAAACUAUAUUCUGUACUAAUCAGUGCCUUGUUGUAGGUACAUUUCAUUUAUUAACACAGUAAACUCCUCGUCACAUCUUCAAAGAAUCUAAAUACUAUGUGUACCUCUUUACGAUAUUUGAUUUAAAAAGUGUCUAGUCGGAGUUUGUCACGAUCGAAUCCAUUUGUCCAACUAGUGGGAUAAGAAAAUUUCUUGGAUCUUUAAUGUAACCUCCACGAAUUUUCAAGAAAUUUCAAAGCACUAAUUAAACUUUUCAUUCUAUUAAAAUGAAUAAGAAAGAAAUAAUAAGAUCGUUCUCUCUACAAUUGCUGUGUUUACAUACUUAUAACAUAAGUCGCAAACGAUUCCGUUUUAAUAAGUUAUCACAAUUUGUUUACGUGUUCUUUUAAGAAUAUUGUAAUUUUAACAUUUUUGUACUUUUUUUUCUUUCUCAAUUAGAAUUAUAUCGUCGAGUAAUAAUUAUUCGUAUAUUUAUCGGUCAUCGAUACAAUAUAUACCAUACUUUAUUAAGCUUUUAUUUGAUUCUUUGUUACAAAGUUUUUACAAUGAUAUUGUUAUCUUCAUUCUGUUCAUAUCAUCACUGAUAUAAAAAGGAUGAUGUGUCACUUACAGAAUGGUCAUUAAACAUUGCAUGUGGAAGACAUUGAGAAAUAAUUGAAUGACACUAUUACUCUGCAUUUGGAAAAAUUAAAAUUAUAUCCAAUUCUAUACGUCGCAUAUAUAUAUAUAUAUAUAUAUAUAUAUAUAUAUAUAUAUAUAUAUAUUUCAAAUUAUUGCCAUUAAUUCUUUAAACUUGUAUAACGUUAAAAAAAAUUUCCUUUAACUAUUGAUUCAAAAUUUAAAAUAAAAAUAUUCUUGUCGAAAGAAAAAAAGUAUAAUAAAUUGAGAUGUAGCGUAGUAAAAGACUUCCAUAUGUAUGGAUAAUGUCUGAAAACGUUCAUGUGCCAUGUACAGUCAUGAUCGUAAUUUCAAACUUAAGAGUUAUAUUCUAAAAAAAACGUAUUUGUAAAAGCAUUUUCACAUUAUGUGUAUUAGACAAAUCUGGAUCGUCACGUUUUCUACCGUUUACAACGAUGCUUAUAGUUUGCUGUCGCGACAUACAAGCGAUCGACGAUCAUCGUGAAUAAAGAAAUUCUAUCAAAUGAAAUGUCAAAUUGCUGGAAGACAUUCAACGGGCUAAUUGCCAAAGAAAAUGGCAUGAUCCUAUAUAAAUGAACAAUGUGUGUAAAACUUAAUAAGAAAUAAAUGAAUAUAUAUAUAAUUUUAUUAAA
This is a messenger RNA of Vespula vulgaris, 5032 nucleotides long. RefSeq names its product sialin (gene MFS17). The transcript is spliced from 12 exons. Gene Ontology annotation, molecular function: transmembrane transporter activity. Gene Ontology annotation, cellular component: plasma membrane. NCBI's taxonomy places the organism in Eukaryota, Metazoa, Arthropoda, Insecta, Hymenoptera, Vespidae. Gene Ontology annotation, biological process: transmembrane transport; monoatomic anion transport. The coding region runs from base 849 to 2441 and encodes 530 amino acids. The record is from RefSeq and is a predicted model, not a curated record.